AUGAUGGACAUCCCCCAUAUAACGAGUAAUAUAAUACCAUUAUCUAAUGUCAUCAAAUAUCACAGUAAUGAAACUUAUAAUCUACUAUCUACAGCCAUUGAGAAUUUAUCCAUAACUAAAGGAAAAGAAAGUGAUUUAAUCCGACGUAAGAACUUACUUAAUUUGAUCAUUUCAAUCCGUCAAGAUUUUUUAAAGAUAUAUACUUUAGUUAAAUGGAGUAGUAAAUCAAAAGAUAUUGGGAAAUUGAUUGAUUUAUUGAAUUGGUUUCGAGAACAAGAAUCAUAUUUCGAUAAUCUUUCAUUUCGUUUGAAUGAAUUGAAUUCUUUCAGUGGAGCAAAAUUACCCAACAGUGAUUUAAUAACUUCAUUAGAGGUAAUAAUAAAAGGUAGACCCCAAUUACCUUCUUAUAAUCUUUUACAUACAGAAGACAUUUCUAAUGAAAAAAUCUUGAAAGUUCUAAAAGAUUUGAAUUUGUGUUUGACCACAAGAAUUGCAUUAAGUGAUAAUAUACCCAUAGAUUUCAUGAAGAAUUAUCAAAUUAAAGAUGGGAGAAUUAUAUUUACAAUGGUAAAGAAUUACCAAGUUAGCAUAACAGUAGGAAAUGAUGAGAUUAUUGAAGAUGAUAAAGAUUAUUAUAAAUCUCCAUAUUUCUUUAUUGACUUUAAAUUCCUUUUCGGUGAAAAUUUUGAACAAAAUCAUAUAGAUGUUCCGAAAACCUUACGGAAUAAAUUAGAACAAAGUUGUAAUCAAAUCUUAUUAAAAGAUAAUAUUGAAGGUUUAUAUAAUCAUUUGAAUAAUAUUACCAAGAACUUCAAAUAUGAAUUGAUUUUGAAACAAUUGAAAAACCUAGAUAAUUUGAAAUGGAAACAUUUGAAACAUAAAUAUACCGAUAGGAUAAUUAUCAAUUAUUGGGGAUCUAGUAACACUAUUGAAAUAUCCAUCAAUAUUAAUUUAUCAAUUGAAUACAAAUGGUUUAAGAAUGGUGAAGAAAUGGAUAAUUCCGUACUUAAGAAAGAUUCUUUUAAUGAUUCAUUUGACGUUGAAGUUCUUUUGACUUCUAUUCUUUAUAAACAUAGUGAACUUAUUAUUGAUGAAAUUUUCAAGCAAUGUGAAUUGAAAGAUUUGAGUUUUUUGAAAAGAAUUUCUUCUAAUCAAAUUUCAAUCAAAGAUCAUAAAUGUAUUAUGAGUAUUGACUAUCUCAUGGGAAAAUUCUACACUAUUGAACCUAAUUCCUUGGAAAUCAAUUUUUUGGAUAAAAUCAAUCGGUUCAAUUACAAUAAUGAUGAAAAUGCCUGGAUUGAAAUGAUUAUUAAAUCUUUGAUUGACUUGAAAUUGGAAUUAAUAGCCAAAGAUUUGAGUUCCAAAUUGAUCACUAUAGAAUGGAUCACUAACAAAAUCAUCAAAUUGAAAGAUUCCGAAAUAUCUAAAUUGGGAGGUGGUGAUUUUUUCAAGAUAAGAUAUUUCAGAUAUAAAAAUUGGCCAUCAUCGUGGUUUUUAAUGACUUUGAUUGAUGAUAAAUUCAAAGUGAAAUGGUUUGUUAGUAGAAUUAAGAGUAUUAGAGGAGAUUGGAGAUUAGAAUGGAUUUCACCUUUGGACUUAAAAGAUUUUAAUACUUCAACUGAAGAAGUUACGGAAUUUGACACUAAUUUUGAAUUUUUCAAUUCAUUAAGUGAUUCAUGUACCAGUAAGAUCAUUAAUAACAUGAUAAUUGAAGAAUUGAAUGUUAAAAAUGUGGAAUAUAUUGAUUAUAAACCUUCUAACCAUAAAUUGAAUCAAUAUUUGAAUGAUGGAAUGAUUAUUACUAUCUUUAAUAAUGAUGAUUAUUUACCUGUUCAAAAUUGUUCCAAUAGUAUAUUCCUUAAGAUCAAAUUACUUGAUAAUGAAAGUAAAAACAAGGUUAUUGAGUUAAAAUUGAUAUCAGAAUUGAAAUUCGAUGGUGAUAUAAAUAAGAUUAAAUUACCUAACAUUAAGAUUGAAGAUGAUCAUUUCGAAAUCUUUGAAAUAAUUGAUCUUGAUUUCAAUAUCAAUAACAAUUUAAAACAAGGAACCAUUUUCACCAGAAUAUUCAAAAUUUUGAAUAAGUUUAACCAUUUGAUUAAAUUGUUGAAUGAGUUAACUACCAAUAACAUCAAAAUUCUUGAGUUUAGUAAUAUAAUCAAAAUUAGAAUCAAUGAUGUUUUCGAUGAACUUAUAAUUGAAUUACCUAGUGAUGAAGAUAAAGACGCUAACAAUGACAAUAAUUAUAAAUUGAAAUUCGACAAGCAGUCAAAUUGUAAGAUAAUCAUUGACUUCAUUAACAAAUCUAUCAACAACCAUAAAUUGAUAGGUAUAAUCAAUUAUUUGAACCUUAUCACACCAAUCCUUACUUCCAUAGAUAAUUUGAAAAGUUCCAUAAAUAAAAGGUUCUUUCACACAUUGAAUAAUGGAUUGAAUAAACUCCUUGUCAAUACCAAAUUCUAUAAUUUGAACAAUUUCGAGUUACUUUUCAAUAUCAAUUGCAUUAACCCUCAAAAUCCUAAGAAGAUUGUAAGAUCAAAAAUUGUUUUAAAUGUAAAAUUCAAAUUGAAUAAUUUCAAAACUUCGAAUAAAUUAGAUUUAACUAUCAGUUUGAUUGAUAAUUUGAAUAUCAAGAAUAUCAAAUACAAAAAGUUAUUUGAAUUGAUUUAUAAGACAUUAAAAGUAGAUCCGGAUAUUAUAAACUUGAAUUACGAUUUCAUUGUUGAUAACAGUUUGUUCGAUAAGUUCUUACAAGAUGUAGGUAAAUGUUUCAUAAAUUUCAUAGAGAAUGAAUCAUAA
Messenger RNA from Yamadazyma jaroonii, 2796 nucleotides. The record is from the annotation of a GenBank genome assembly. NCBI's taxonomy places the organism in Eukaryota, Fungi, Ascomycota, Pichiomycetes, Serinales, Debaryomycetaceae.